Colletotrichum destructivum is the source of this 2671-nucleotide messenger RNA. RefSeq lists its product as uncharacterized. The record is from RefSeq and is a predicted model, not a curated record. The coding region runs from base 1 to 1047 and encodes 348 amino acids. Lineage: Eukaryota; Fungi; Ascomycota; Sordariomycetes; Glomerellales; Glomerellaceae. The transcript has 2 exons.
AUGGCCGCCAGUCAAGACCCCUUCUUAGGAUGCUACCUACCUCUCGCGGUAAGGCAAUCAAUACUAAGCCAGUUUUGGGAGGCAUGUCAGCCCGACCUCUCACAGAUGCCCAACAUGCAGCCGUAUUUUGAAUAUCACUCUGCCCGCUGCCGGCAAUUUCUGCACAAUGGCGGAAUCCACGUGACGGCAAAGAAACACUCCGAGCUGAUUGGUGUUUCUAAGAGAAUACUCGGAGAGGUGCCGAAGGAGACACUAGUAGCGAGCAUCACCAAAGAACGGACAGGCAGUGAGAGGCCCGACCCAGAACGAGUCGGAAACACCCUUGCUCUUUGCGCAAGCUUGCUUCUUAUGACCAAUGUCAGAGGCCAUAGGUAUGGUGUUUCGGGGUCAAAUCUUCUCGACUGGACUGCGGAUGAGACCCUGAAGGGCUCGGUGGAGAGCCAUUUUGCACGUCAAAGACCAGUCCUUCAGUCGGGCAAUACGCGGCUGAGCAGACUGUUCACGGCUCGAAAUUUGAGCCGCGUCGGAGGCAUGAACGUUAAAUGGACGACAAACCUAGUGGACCAUCUAAUAUUAGCGGAUGACGACCGGACUGUCUUUUUAUUUCAUUGUGCCAGCUUUCUGAAGUUCCAGAAAAGCUGUGCAAGAGGAAUAUUCCCUGAAGGCCUCAUGGAAGAAACGAUCAGGACCUUGACUUUGCUGUUCCCCGAGAACGACAUUCAUUCUAGAAAGUGGCUCAAGACAGAAAUCGACACCAAGAAACUCGACCGGAGCUUAGCUUCGUGCGGGUCAUUGAGGUCUCGAGACAGACGAUUUGAGAAGUUUUUCUUCUGGCAUGACCGGCUUCUUAUACUGAAGCAGGCGUUCGAUGAGUCCAGCCCUCGCACCCUGGCGCAGUGGUGGAAUGACCGACGCAACAUUGUCCAGUGGUAUACUUUCUGGGUGGCAAUCAUGGUGUUUGUCCUCACCACAUUUUUCGGACUUGUCCAGAGUAUUGAGGGUGGCCUGCAGGUUUGGUUGGCGUGGGAAGGUCGUGGUUCCAAAUGAAGUUAAGAGACAGUCAAGCUCUCCAUCCGAUACUCGAGAAGGUUUCCCAAGCAACAACGGAGGUGGUACUGUUAUAUUCUAGAAACUCUUCAUACACAGCUUUGUCCCUAUCCCGUCCGGUAUAGCUCCGCUGUAAACACACCCUCUGGUAACUGUUAGAGCACCAAAGAUAUCAUUCCUUCAGGUAGUGCAAGUUCACCGGCGUAAUGGGCUUGCCCCCGCCCAGCACGGCCAUGAUGUUCCGCAUGCUCAGCUCCUCAAAACCCUUGUGCGUCUCGACCGUGCCGCCGGCGUUGUGGCAGGUCAGCAUGGCCUUGGUGCCGGCCAGCUUCAGCAGACGCGGAUGGGGCCUCGGCUCGUCGUCGUGCACGUCCAGCGCAACGGUCCCGACCCGACCGGACUCCAGCGCGUCGGCCAGCGCGUCCUCGUCCACGAGACUGCCCCUCGCGAUGUUCACGAACCGCGCCCCGGGCUUGAACCACGCCAGGGACUCGGCCGUGAUGACCCUGCCGCCCGCGGGCGUGCACAGAACGACGCAGUCCGAGGCCUCGAGCAGCGACUCGAGGGUCUCGUGGAACGUCGCGCCAAACUGCGUCUCGACGGCGGCGUCCUUGCGCACGAUGUCGAAGUAGUGCACGCGCAUGCCGAAGCCGACGCCGAGCCGCUGGGCGAUCUGCUGGCCGAUGUUGCCCAUACCGAUGAGGCCGAGGACGUGGCCGCGCAGGGUGUGCGAGGCGGCGGUGGCGCGGGCGUGGCAGUCCUGGAAGGCGACGGGGUCGGCGGCGGCGGACAUGCACCACGGCAGAUGGCGGAAGGUGGAGAGGACGAGGGCAACGGCGAAGUCCGCCACCGCCUCGGCGGCGGCAAGGCCGGAGUUGCAAUACACUAUGCCUGGGUAUUGUCAGCCGGAGAUGUUCAGAACCGUUUCCUCGAAACCUGGACCCAUGACCAAAGUCAUAGAUAGGGUCGAGGACAGAUGGUACGAAGGCAACACGCACCCCGUUCACCGAGAAGCCGGGUAUCGGCCCAGUCGAACCCAGCGCCGGCGCUCGCAAAGACGCGGCAGCUCGCGGGUAACAGCGGGACUAGCUCGGCAUCCCACUUGCCCAUCUCGCCGCCGGUGCCCCAGAACGGCCGGAAGACGGCGCAGAAGUCGCCCCACUUGCCGUCCCGGAGCGCGGCAGCGAAGGCGGGGCGCUGGCGCUCGGGCGUGGUGGGGCGGAUGAUGUCGCAUUGCGCCGAGAAGGCGGCGUAGGUGUCCGGGUUGUAUUUGAUCGGGUCGCCAAUGUGGAGCACCUUGGGCUUUGUGUGCGUGCCGUUUGUGUAUGUCGUUGCUGCGGGCGUUGCAGCCGAGGCUGGGGUUGUGAUAUCCGGGUUAGGCCGGAGGACAAUGGGGGAGUGGGUUUGGUCCGGCGAGGAGGAGCGAGGGGUUUGCGACUGGGGCGUUGCGGGCGGAUACGGAGUGUUGUGUGGUUCCGCCAUGGUGGAUCAGGCUACAAGGCGAUAGCUGGAAGGUCGACAGUAAGGAAAUGACUUUGUAGAAGAUGGGUUGCGAUAAUAGCGGAUCAUAUAAUGAGGUGGCGGGGCUGGGGGCUCCGAUAAGGUUACCAAUGAGGACUCUGAU